Cryptomeria japonica (Japanese cedar) is the source of this 3958-nucleotide messenger RNA. RefSeq names its product glycine dehydrogenase (decarboxylating), mitochondrial. Gene Ontology annotation, biological process: glycine decarboxylation via glycine cleavage system. The coding region runs from base 245 to 3370 and encodes 1041 amino acids. The record is from RefSeq and is a predicted model, not a curated record. The transcript is spliced from 15 exons. NCBI's taxonomy places the organism in Eukaryota, Viridiplantae, Streptophyta, Pinopsida, Cupressales, Cupressaceae. Gene Ontology annotation, molecular function: glycine dehydrogenase (decarboxylating) activity; glycine binding; pyridoxal phosphate binding. Gene Ontology annotation, cellular component: chloroplast envelope; apoplast; mitochondrion.
AAUCCCCCAUAAAAGCUGCCUCUAGAAUGACCGCGUGAUACUCAGCAGAGGUGACGUUAGUUAAGCUGGAAUCUGAGAAGAUUCUUGAUUCUCCUGUGGACCCCUGUAAAUUCCUCAACAACUUCUUCCCCUUUAUACGCGCAACCAAAACGACUCCUGUAACUGGUCAGCAAGCCAGCCAGCCUGAGAACACCCCAUUACCAGGCUUCUGCUGCUGCUUAUUCCAGCAUCUGGAGUCUAUUCAAUGGAGCGCGCCAGGCAUAUCGUCAGUGGGGCUCUGGUGAAGCGCAUUCUCCACCAUUCCAAAUCCCACACCCGCCAUUAUUCACAUCGUCACUCACCUCUGCAAAAACUCCUCCCUUCAGCCUACACCCAUAAACAGGGCCUUCCAACAAUCAUCUCUUGUACGCCAUGGCUGGGCUUCCAAUCCGGAGCGCGGUCGAUCUCUGUAGAGGCGUUGCAGAGCAGCGAUACCUUCGCUCGCCGCCACAACAGUGCAGCGCCGCCAGAGCAGGCCGCCAUGGCCUCUGUCUGUGGCUUCCCCAGCCUGGAUGCGCUGAUCGAUGCCACCGUCCCUAAGGCUAUUCGAACCGGCGCCCUCAAGCUAUCUCACUUCGAUGGUGGCCUCACAGAAUCCCAACUCAUUGCCCACAUGAAGUCCCUGGCCGCCAUGAACAAGCCCUUUAAGUCCUUCAUCGGUAUGGGUUACUAUGGUACCCAUGUCCCUGCUGUCAUCCUCCGUAAUAUAACGGAAAAUCCUGGCUGGUAUACUCAGUAUACUCCUUACCAGGCAGAAAUUGCGCAGGGUAGAUUGGAGUCCUUGUUAAAUUACCAGACCAUGAUUACAGAUCUCACAGGGCUCCCCAUGUCGAAUGCUUCUCUUUUAGAUGAGGGCACUGCUGCUGCUGAGGCUAUGGCGAUGUGUAAUAAUAUAACCAGAGGUAAGAAAAAGACUUUUCUUAUUGCCAGCAAUUGCCAUCCACAGACAUUUGAUGUGUGCCAAACAAGGGCAGGUGGGUUCGGCUUAAAUGUCGUUAAAUCUGAUCUGAAGGAUUUUGAUUAUAGUUCCAAGGAUGUUUGUGGGGUGCUUGUGCAGUACCCUGGGACAGAGGGUGAAGUUAUUGAUUACUCUGAUUUUGUAAAGAAUGCUCAUGCUAAUGGUGUGAAGGUUGUCAUGGCUACUGAUUUGUUGGCCCUCACAAUGCUGAAGCCUCCUGGGGAAUUUGGGGUGGAUAUUGUUGUUGGGUCUGCUCAGAGGUUUGGUGUUCCCAUGGGCUAUGGAGGGCCUCAUGCGGCUUUCUUGGCUACAUCUCAAGAGUACAAAAGAAUGAUGCCUGGGAGGAUUAUCGGAGUGAGUGUGGAUUCCCAUGGAAAGCCUGCGCUAAGGAUGGCAAUGCAGACAAGGGAGCAGCACAUCAGGCGAGAUAAGGCCACUAGCAACAUCUGCACGGCACAGGCAUUGCUUGCCAAUAUGUCUGCUAUGUAUGCAAUCUAUCAUGGUCCAGAAGGAUUGAAAAAAAUUGCAGAACGUGUACAUGGUUUGGCGGCAGCAUUUGUCACUGGAUUGAAGAAACUAGAUACUGUUAAUGUUGAGAAUGUUCCCUUCUUUGAUACUGUAAAGAUCAAAUGUUCAGAUGCCUUGGCCAUUUCAGAGGCGGCUCUUAAGAAUGAGAUCAAUCUGCGCGUCGUAGAUUCAAACACGAUUACUGUUUCCUUUGACGAGACAACAACCUUAGAGGACUUGGAUAUGCUUCUUAAAGUUUUUGCAGGGAAUAAAUCUGUAAACUUUACAGCAGAGUCCCUCGCUCCAGAGGUUCAAACUGCCAUUCCGGACCACCUUCUCAGAGAUAGUCCUUAUUUGACACAUCCAAUUUUUAACAUGUAUCACACAGAGCAUGAGCUGCUACGGUAUAUUCAUAGGUUACAAGCAAAAGAUCUCUCCUUGUGCCACAGUAUGAUACCAUUGGGAUCCUGUACAAUGAAAUUGAAUGCAACCGCGGAGAUGAUGCCCAUCACUUGGCCCAACUUUUCUGACAUUCAUCCUUUUGCACCUCUAAAUCAAGCUGCUGGUUAUCAGGAAAUGUUCAAUGUCUUGGGAAAACUUCUUUGUGAAAUUACCGGGUUUGAUUCUUUCUCUCUACAACCCAAUGCUGGUGCAGCAGGGGAGUAUGCUGGAUUGAUGGUCAUCCGUGCUUAUCAUCAAGCAAGGGGAGACGGGCAUCGGAAUGUCUGUAUCAUUCCUGUCUCUGCUCAUGGAACAAAUCCUGCAAGCGCUGCAAUGUGUGGCAUGAAAAUUGUUGCCGUUGGAACUGAUGCUAAAGGAAAUGUCAAUAUAGAGGAACUGAGGAAGGCUGCAGAGGAAAAUAAGGACAACCUUGCAGCACUUAUGGUUACUUAUCCUUCAACCCAUGGUGUGUAUGAGGAGGGUAUUGAUAAGAUAUGCCAAAUCAUUCAUGACAAUGGGGGUCAAGUUUACAUGGAUGGUGCAAACAUGAAUGCGCAGGUGGGAUUGACAAGCCCGGGUCGAAUUGGAGCUGAUGUAUGUCAUCUCAAUCUUCACAAGACAUUCUGCAUUCCACAUGGAGGUGGGGGUCCUGGUAUGGGGCCUAUAGGAGUAAAGAAGCAUUUGGCACCAUUUUUACCAUCACACCCUGUGGUACCAACAUGUGGAAUUCCUGCUCCCGAAGGAAAUCCACAACCACUUGGUACAAUAUCAGCUGCACCAUGGGGCUCAGCCAUGAUUCUGCCAAUAUCAUAUUCGUAUAUUGCAAUGAUGGGUUCACAGGGGCUUACUGAGGCAUCAAAGAUUGCCAUUCUGAAUGCAAACUAUAUGGCUAAGUGCCUAGAGGAUCACUAUCCUGUACUCUUCAGAGGAGAAAAUGGAACCUGUGCCCAUGAGUUCAUUAUUGAUUUGAGGCAUUUCAAGUUAUCUGCUGGAAUAGAACCAGAAGAUGUUGCCAAACGACUUAUGGACUAUGGAUUCCAUGCACCUACCAUGUCAUGGCCAGUGCCAGGGACAUUGAUGAUUGAACCAACAGAAAGUGAAAGCAAGGCAGAGCUGGAUAGGUUUUGUAACGCGCUCAUUUCAAUCAGAAAGGAGAUUAUGGAAAUUGAGAAUGGGAAAAUGGACCUAAACAACAAUGUUCUAAAAGGAGCACCUCAUCCUGCAUCAGCAGUGAUGGCAGAUGAAUGGAAGAAACCCUAUUCAAGGGAGCUUGCUGCAUUCCCUGCCUCAUGGGUUCGUGAAUCCAAGUUCUGGCCUUCAACAGGGCGCGUGGACAAUGUGUAUGGUGACCGCAAUCUCAUUUGCACACUUCUUCCAGCAGUCGAGGCAAUUGAGGAACACCAAUCAGUUGCUGCACAACUGUAAAAUGUGAUUGUACUGCUUGUAUUGAAUCCUCAGUCUGAAGGUGGAAGUAAUGAUGAGUUUUUUACAUUGGAUGUCUAGUGUUUUAAGUAAAAUGAGACUUGCAUUCUAUCCAGCUGUAAGUGGAUAUGAAGGCUAGGUUCAUCUUAGUCUUAGGCUUCUAGAGUGUCUGUGUCUGAAUUGUCUAUAUAUAAUCUGUACUCUUGCAUUUCUGAUAUUGUGUAUUCAAUACAACAUAAUUCAAUAAUUUUGUUCAACUGUGCCAGAGGUCUGAAUAGCUCAGCGAUACUUUUUUUAAAUGGAAAGAUUAAAAGGGGUGGGUCUGAUCAGUAGAAACAGAGAGGUUCACUGGGGACCUCCUGCCUCCCAUCUCUCCAGUUAUCGUUCAGAGCAAGCAACUUCAAUCAAAAUUAGAGUCUUUUUGAUUGUCUAAAAAAUGGAUAGACUUUGGAUUAGAGCCUACUGGGGAGCCACAAUGGCUGGUCCAUUUCUAUGGGUUCUGAUUGAUGUAAAGAGACUCACCAUGUAAAUCCAACAAACAAGUUGAUUUUAAGAUACCGAAUAUAUGACAAGCUAGACGAAUGCUAUACA